CCUCACCCCUUUUCAUCCCUGCCCCAUCCCUGUGCCUGGACCACUCGCUCUCUGCAGCCCCCAGCUUCAGCCUCAUCCUCGCAACAUAUCAACUGAGAGGGGUGCUCUCAUUGACCUGCAGCUAAGAAAAGCAAACGACGAUGUCCACCAGCGAGCGCUUUGACUGCCAUUAUUGCAAAGACUCCCUGCUGGGGAAGAAGUACAUAAUGAAAGAGGACACGCAGUACUGCACUAAGUGCUAUGAGAACCUGUUUGCUAACUGCUGUGAGGGCUGCUCUUCACCAAUUGGCUGUAACAACAAGGACUUGUCCUAUAAGGAUCGCCACUGGCACGAGCAGUGUUUCAAGUGUGCAAAGUGCAGCCGCUCUCUGGUGGAAAAGGCUUUUGCUGCCAAAGACGAUUUGUUGCUCUGCACUGAAUGCUACGCCAAUGAUUAUUCCUCCAAGUGCACCACCUGCAAGAAAACCAUCAUGCCAGGUUCCCGCAAAAUGGAAUACAAGGGGAACAGCUGGCAUGAGACCUGCUUCCUGUGCCACCGCUGCCAGCAGCCAAUAGGAACCAAGUCCUUCAUCCCAAAAGACACCGGCUACUUCUGUGUGCCCUGCUUUGAGAAGCAGUUUGCUUACCAGUGCUGUGCUUGUAAGAAGGCCAUCACAACAGGUGGAGUGACCUACCAAGACAAGCCCUGGCACCGCGAGUGUUUCCUUUGCAUUGGCUGCAGGAAGCAGCUGUCGGGUCAGCGCUUCACCUCCAGGGAAAACUACCCCUACUGCCUCGAAUGCUUCAGCAACCUGUAUGCAAAGAAGUGUGUGGGCUGCACCAAGCCCAUCACUAGUCUGGCAGGAGCCAAGUACAUCUCUUUUGAAGAGCGCCAGUGGCACAGCGAGUGUUUCACCUGCAUGCAGUGCUCCAUGUCUCUGGUGGGACGUGGCUUCCUCACCCAGCGUGACAACAUCUUGUGCACCGACUGCGGCAGGGAGAAGUAACCUUUCCAGGGUUCACAGUCACAACCAGCCUUCGUAUUCUGGUUCAGAUUGUGCAGUCAUGAAUAUUUCAUCUAUGCAUGUCUGGUACAUUAGUACUCUCUGAAUGCUUAUUUUGUUGUUAUAAAUGACCAUUAGUUCUCCCACAUUGCCCACACACAGAAACCUGUGAUAUUUCCAUAAACAUAAACAUGGAGGUUGCCAUUGUUCCAUUGUUGAUUUGUGUAUUCAGUGAAAUGUCUGUCCUUUUCCUGAAAUACUUUCAGUUUUGACAAAGAAAAACAAUAUGUUGCACACAUGUUAGAGCUGAAGGCAACAGGCGACUGUCGACUGACAGAAAUGUACUAAUAUUCUGAUGAUCAAUCACUCGUUUGGGUAGUUUUCCAAGUAAAACUCCCAAACAUUUGCACUUUUUUUGUCUUAUAUGACAGUAAACUGAAUAUCUUUAAUUUUUUUGACUGGAUUAUCCACUAUAAAUAAUGAAAUAUGUAAAUAUGAAAAAGUCAGAUGUUUAAUUGAUGAUGAAAAUUAUUGUUUGUUGCAGCUCCCAAACACAUUUCUGUUUAAUCCAGCUCUGACUUUCUUUACACAUUUUGUAUGCAUAGUAUACAUUGCUUAUGAUUGCAAUGCAUGAUUUCUGCUUCUCUUAGGCAAAAUACUUAAUAUGCCAAAGGUUAUUCUGUUGCAGUAAAGACCUCUCUAUGAAUAUCACGCUGAAAUGUCUAUCACCGUCUGCCUGCUGUGGCUCAUCCUGAUAUGUCUCCAACAAUGCCAUCCCGAGGAGUCAUCUGCAUAUGUCAUUGUAACAAAUAUAGCUUUGAUGGUAGGUUUGAAAUCCAGAUCUUUUUAUGACCAUACUGUCCCCUCUCGGUCACCCUUUAGACAAUCACUGCUGUAAAACAAACCUCUAGUGUGUUUCUGUUGCCUUUUGACCUCGUCGCACCCAGGACAUUCACGUUGUAAACAAACAGAGCGACCAUAUAUGGGUAGAUCAGCAGAUCACUUGCUCUCCAACUUGUCCAUUAUCCACUAACCA
Messenger RNA from Scatophagus argus, 2019 nucleotides. RefSeq names its product four and a half LIM domains 5 (gene fhl5). The transcript has 6 exons. NCBI's taxonomy places the organism in Eukaryota, Metazoa, Chordata, Actinopteri, Scatophagidae. The record is from RefSeq and is a predicted model, not a curated record. Gene Ontology annotation, cellular component: nucleus; Z disc. Gene Ontology annotation, molecular function: transcription coregulator activity. The coding region runs from base 141 to 986 and encodes 281 amino acids.